Molecule: messenger RNA, 4292 nt
Organism: Electrophorus electricus (electric eel)
Lineage: Eukaryota; Metazoa; Chordata; Actinopteri; Gymnotiformes; Gymnotidae
Product: endoplasmic reticulum metallopeptidase 1-like
Biological process (GO): proteolysis
Molecular function (GO): metalloexopeptidase activity
Source: RefSeq, a predicted model, not a curated record
AGUUUGUCCUUCGGCGCGUCCCGUUCGGAUUUCGCCGUUGCUGGGUUCAGUGAAAAUGGAGAGCGACACCACGGUCCGGAGAAAAAGCAGUGCACUGCAAAAAAGUGGCGAUAUCCCGGACCGGCGAGGAAACAACGGCCGCGGGAGCGGGAAGAAAAAGCCUGAAGUCAGUUUGUUCUUGCUAAGCGAGGGAGUCGCGUUUGUUCUGCUGCUUGUAUUUAUCGGUCUGCUGUGUGGACUCGUCCGUUUAUCCUUACAGCAGCUCCUGAUAGGGAAGUCCACUGGCGAAUUCAACGCAGUGAGGGCUCGGAAACACCUGGAACGCAUCACAGGUGUGGGCCCGCGGGUCAUGGGCAGCGUGGAGAAUGAGGUCCUGACUGUGAAUUACCUGCUGGAGCAGGUGGAACAGAUCCGCAGUGAGAGUACGGCGGGGCCUCACGCCAUCAUGCUCGACCUGCAGCGACCCACCGGCUCCUUCAGCAUUGACUUCCUGGGUGGCUUCACCAGCUACUACGACCGUGUCACCAACGUCGCCGUCAGGCUCGAACCCAAAGAUGGAGCACAGCACUUUAUGCUGGCCAACUGCCAUUUUGACAGCGUGGCCAACAGCCCAGGGGCGAGUGAUGAUGCGGUCAGCUGUGCUGUAAUGCUGGAGGUCCUGCGCUCCCUGGCCAGUCUCUCGUCUCCUCUGACACACGGCGUCAUCUUCCUCUUCAAUGGAGCGGAGGAGAACGUCCUCCAGGCGAGUCAUGGGUUCAUCACCCAGCACCCGUGGGCGAAGCAGGUGAAGGCGUUCGUGAAUCUGGAGGCCGCUGGUGUUGGAGGAAAGGAGGUGGUGUUUCAGACAGGUCCAGAGAACCCCUGGUUGGUGCAGGCUUAUGUCCACGCUGCUGUACACCCCUUCGCCUUGGUUGUGGGACAGGAAGUGUUUCAGAGUGGGAUUAUUCCUUCUGACACGGACUUCCGUAUCUACAGGGACUUUGGCAACAUUCCGGGGAUUGAUUUGGCAUUCAUAGAGAAUGGGUUCCUCUACCACACCAAGUAUGACACCACCGACCGCAUCCUAACAGACUCCAUCCAGAGAGCAGGAGACAACAUCCUGGCUCUUCUCAAACACCUGCUCAUGUCAGAGAAACUGGCAGACUCCUCAGAGUAUCGCCAUGGCAACAUGGUGUUUUUCGAUGUGCUGGGUGUGGUGGCGGUGGCCUACCCAGCACGAGUGGGCACCAUCAUCAACUACAUGGCUGUCAUGGCGACCUUCCUAUACCUGGCCAAGAAGAACAAGGGAAAAUGUGGGCACUACCUGCGGGACCUGGCGCUGGGUUCGUGUGUGGCUCUGCUCAGCUGGUUCGCCACACUGCUGUCUGUGCUCAUCGUAGCUCUGGUUCUCACUCUGGCCGGCUGCUCCAUGUUCUGGUACAGCCACUUCAGUGUCGCCAUCGCCCUGUACGGGUCUGCUGCUGCCGCCAAGAUCCUUCUCGUCCACACACUCGCCAAGAACCUCUACUACGGGGGUGUGCGUAGAGUGGAGCUGGGUGAAUUGUUCUUUGAUGUUAGUCUGCUCCUGUGGUGCUGUGUGCUGCUCUGUCUCACCCUGCGGGGACUGUGCUCUGCAUAUGUGCCCAUGCUGAUGGUGGCCUUCCCUUUGGCCACCAAGCUCCUGCUCAGCAGCCACUUCAGACGCCAAGGUGCGUCCGUGCCCUAUGCCGUGCUGUACCUGCUGGGUCUGACUCUGCCCUACGUCCAUCUCAUGUUCCUCAUCUGGAUCGUGUUUGAGAUCUUCUGCCCCAUCUUGGGCCGCAGUGGCACCGAAAUCCCCCCUGAGGUGGUGCUUUCCUGCCUUGUCACCCUGGCAAUCAUCUUACUCUCCUCCUACUUUAUGCACUUCAUCUACCUGGCGCGUAGUUCGAGACGAGUGCUGACCAUUCUGGGGUCCCUCUUUGCUGUGAUGCUCCUCCUGGUCUCCAGUGGCCUGAUCUUCCCAUACUCAUCUGACCCAGACAGGCCCCGCCCUAAACGCAUCAUCAUCCAGCACACCACACGGACUUUCCACACUUUAAAUGGCUUGGUGGAGCAUGAGGACUCUGGCCUGUGGAUAAACAGCUUUGACUACACAGGCAUGAGCUAUAUCACUCCUCACAUCCCAGAGAUCAAUGACACUGUCCGCACUCAACGUCAUGAUGACCUGCCCUUCGGUGGCUUCCCCUGGUACCUGCCUGUUCGAUUCCUCAUUAAGAAAAGCUGGUAUUUGCCAGCCCCUGCAGCGUCCCCUAAAUCUCCACUUGAAUUCAGACUGGUUUCAAAACAAGUGACUGAAUGGGGGACAGUAAAGUUGAGCUUUGAAGCUAAAGGGCCCAGCCACAUGUCUUUGUACCUGCGUCCCAACACUGGGGUCUCCCUCUCCAGCUGGUCAUUCGGGGAUGGGACCCCACAGUUCGACUUGAACGGAGAAUACUUCGUAUUCUACGCCCACGGCCUGGACGCACCUGCCUGGCAGUUCUGGUUGGAGAUCCAGCCGCCUUCCGAACCCCCAGCCGACAAGGGGCUCAUCUCCGUAGCUGUCUCACGCCACUACUUCGGAGAGGCCCACCGGACCCCUCAGCUGGAUGCUCUGUUGGGGAGGUUCCCAGCGUGGUCUUUCCCUUCCUCUUGGGUCAGCUCCUACCACAUGUUCCGAUACUGACGUGCCGCUUGGCUCUCUGGACCCUGAAAGGAGGCUUGCGUGCGUGCUUGCGUGCGAUUGUGGGCACUCUUGCAUGCACUCAAUCUCAUCUGGAGCAACUGCAGUCCCACACUGAGUCUCUACGUGCAGGGUCUGGCUUUUCUUCAGCUUUGUAUCCAUGUGCCUUUUUCUGCUUUACUUUUCAUCUCAUUUCUGUUCCUUUCUGGGUUUUUUUUUCACAAUUUCUUUACCCUCUUCCUUCCUCUCUUCUCAUUUCCUCACACCUCUCUCUCUCUCUCUCUCCUCUCUUAUUCGGAUUUUCCCUUCCUACAGCAUCCUCUCGUCCCCUUUCUUUCCCAACUACACGGUCGUGUACGUCUCCCUCCCUGUAUUUACACGUAGUAGUUCAGGAGUGGAAGUACGACAGGGAGCCUGUCUGUGGUAUUAAAAUGUGCCUUGAGGUGACCUGGAGGGGACACUAAAGUCCCUGCAGUAUUUACAACCACAGAGACAAAGUAUUGAGAGACGCAAUAGAAGCCUCUCCACACUUGCAACUCCUGCAGGACACGCAAUAAACCUCGUGGGUACAAAUUUAACAAUGAUGUCAAACAGCAAUGCAACUAAUAUAUUAAAACCAUUGUUUCUGAGCAUAGAUAUUCUGCUUCAGCAUAAAUUCCACCGUCUUACACUCAGAACGUGUGUGUGUGUGUGUGAGAUGCGGAGGGUGAAUGAUAACUGGUUGAAGCAGAUUAAUGCGUGUUUGGAAUAUCAGAUUAAUGGGACGUUUUUUCAAUACCUAUAGAUCAUAAACGUCACCAUUAUGAUAUUACGAUUUAAGUUGUCUUAUGUGAUUUAAAUUCCUUUAAAUGGGUAGUGGGGUGUGAAAGGUGUAUGGGUUUUUUUUUUUUUGUGUGUGUGUGUUCCCCCCCACGUGUUUUCAUUUUGGUUAUAUUUCUGGGACUGCUUGGCCGUCUACCUGAAUAAUGACUGUACUGUUUUAGUCUUUUUCGCUGUCUCAAAGUGUGAGUUUUUAUUUGUUUUUAUUGUAAAUUGGUUUGUCUGCUGCUAAUAUUCCUUAAGGUGUUUGGGGAUCUCUUUCUUAUUCAAAUCAGAAAGGUCUGGGUGCGAACAUUCCGCCGAGCUCAAACUAAACAUCGAUUGCAUGAACCUUUAAACACACUGGAAAUCCUGCUGUUUAGUGGCUGUUUGUGUGUUUUAUUUUUUUCAAAUUUCAGUAUUUGUAAAAUAGUGGUCUGUACUAAAUCUAUGCAAUUGUGGGUCUUUAAUUUCAUAUAUAUUUUAGGCUGGAGAAUUAGGAGGGGCAGUGGAUGUGGUCAAACGCAAGCCAGGGAGAACAAGAGAAGCUUCUCUCUUUAUAGUUUUACUGCACUAUAGCGCCUCCGUUACUUCAGUAGGGUUGGGGCUUGACUCUUUAGGGUUGGGAUUGGGGUUAAUCCCAUAGUUCUAAAAGACAGCACUUAGAACGUAGCUGCAGAGACAAACUGCAGCAGAAUGAUAUAGUAUUACAUACAACUGACACGUCAAAUCAACUUGCAUUACAUUAUGUGGUUAAAAUGUCUACUACUACAUGAAGAAAAUAAAAGGAAUUUGAGUAAUGAACUAAAUGGUA